Messenger RNA from Drosophila melanogaster (fruit fly), 774 nucleotides. It is a transcript of the gene Send2, whose product is annotated as spermathecal endopeptidase 2. Gene Ontology annotation, molecular function: peptidase activity; serine-type endopeptidase activity; hydrolase activity. The record is from RefSeq and is marked reviewed. Lineage: Eukaryota; Metazoa; Arthropoda; Insecta; Diptera; Drosophilidae. Bases 35 to 754 code for a protein of 239 amino acids. Gene Ontology annotation, cellular component: extracellular region. The transcript has a single exon. Gene Ontology annotation, biological process: proteolysis.
ACUGCAAUUCAAAGUAUCAUACAAACUGGUCAAGAUGUUCAUCCAAAGCUUCCUGUUGCUAUUGGCGCUCAAUUCCCUGUCCGCAGGACCAGUAAUCCGGCCGGAAGAACGCAUUAUCGGUGGACAACCCAUUGGAAUCGAGGAGGCACCAUGGCAGGUGUCCAUACAACGUGAUGGCAAACAUUUAUGCGGUGGCUCCAUUUACAGCGCAGAUAUCAUCAUUACUGCGGCCCAUUGCGUCCAGGGCCAGGGAUAUCAAGUUCGGGCAGGAUCCGCCUUGAAGAACUCCAAUGGAAGUGUUGUCGAUGUGGCCGCUAUAAGGACGCAUGAGGGAUUAGGAAACGACAUCGCCAUCGUGCGGCUAAGUAAGCCACUUGAGUUCACAAACCAAGUUCAGCCCAUUCCAUUGGCCAAGACAAAUCCCCCGCCUGGAUCGAUUGCCUUCGUCUCUGGCUGGGGAAGUUCUUCUUAUUACUCACAUCCCAUCGAUCUUCAAGGAGUAAACCUUUACAUUCAAUGGCCGUACUAUUGUGGAUUAACUGAACCGUCAAGAAUAUGCGCCGGAUCUUUUGGAAGGGCGGCUUGUAAAGGAGACUCUGGUGGACCGUUGGUGUUUGACCAACAACUUGUGGGUGUUGUAUCCGGGGGUACAAAGGAUUGCACGUAUAGUUCAAUCUACACUAGUGUCCCAUAUUUCCGUGAAUGGAUCUUAAAUGCUAUCGAUGAAAUAAUGUCAGCGAAUCGAAACAAAUAAAUAUUUACAAUUGCACAACU